AUCACCUUCACGUCAGCCUUUAUCUACUUCUUUAUUACAUUUCUCGUUCUACAUUGUAAUAUAUCACAUCUGUCUCUCUUUUUGAUUUACCUGACAACUUUCACCUUAGGACGUACCUUGUACACAUACUCGCUCGCGAGUCGCAAAAUUCCUGGACACCAUCGCUUGGCUGUGUUCCAGCUGUAGGCGGAAGCCCCCCUGGUCGCCAGAGAUCCGCUCUUGGAAUUCUGUAGUGAUACGACCAAAAGUCCGCUUAGGAACUUUUCGUCAAAGUUUUGAGAUCCAAAGACAGCAGAUCUGCUAUCACUAAGCAUCACAAUAUCUUCUUGGCCGCACUGGAUCUCCCAGUAGAAACGACUCGUUGACCCCUUGAUACACCCAGUCGCCUAUACAAUAGUAUUUGAAGCGAUAGGUUUUGUCAAAGAACUUUCUGGGAAUAUCUACCAACCAUCUCUCCGUACUGGGACCCGACCCCUCUAAUACAUACUAUCAACAAUGUCGUCUGCUGUAGCAGAACUGGACAAUUAUCUCCAGUCUAUGCUCGCCCUUAAGCCUCCUGGCGUCUCAGGAUCUAAAAUCAACAGUAUCACGUCGCUCUGCACCGCGAAUGUUCAGAAUGAAUCCGUUCUUAUCCAGAAGAUCUAUACACACUUCAAGAAGGCUCCGGGAACACACAAGUUGGGCGUACUCUAUGUCGUAGACUCUGUAACUCGACAGUGGGUAGAAGCAGCGCGCAAGGCAGGUCAACCAUCUGGUAGUGCCGCUCCCGAUGGAACCUUCGCCGCUGGUGUUAACAGAGUGACCGAAUUACUACCUGUCUUGAUGACUGAUAUCAUAAACAACGCUCCUGAGGAUCAAAAGGAAAAAAUCAGGAAGCUGGUUGAUAUUUGGGAGCGUGGAUAUACUUUCCCCGCCCCCAUGCUUGCCUCAUUCAAAGAAAAACUAAACGCACCCGCAGCACACAAUGUUGAGUCCACCACACCUGAGGGUUCCCCAGCUCCAAAUUAUAUUCCCCUGGGGGGUCUUCAGCAGUCGCAGCUACCGCUGCCAUCCAAUGGCGCAACCUCGGCGGCUCCUCAAUCGGCGCCGGAUACCUCUAGUAUAUUGAAAGCCCUGGCUGAUAUGGCCAAACAAAACACAGCUGCUCCACCAGCAUCAGCAGCGCCGGCAGUAGCACCACAGUCUAAUCCUCUUGGUACUUUAACCCAGCAGAGUGCAGCUCCGCAGCCCGUGUCGUCAUCCGUAGACCAGGCAUCACUAUCUCAGAAUGGGCAGGCUAGUGUAAACCCAUUUACUGCUGGGGCUAUGGCGACACCUUUCGCGGCCUUGAGUAAUGUCGCUCAAAACACGGCAUUGGUACAACCGCAAAGCCAGAGUCAGACUCCGAACCCAUUGACUGCGGCACAGAAUCCACUGGCUGCGCUACUGCCACAGGCGACUACAGGCCCAGCUCAGCCCACUCCCGCUGUUGCGCCCGAUGCGCUGCAACAGCAACUCCAGCUCUUACAGCUCCUAGCCGCCCAGGGAAUUCCACAAGACCAGUGGGCCACCGCUCUGCAGAUCCUUAGUCUGUCUAAUGCCGCUAACAUGGGCAACAUGAAUCCUGCCCCGGCUGCUGGCUUUAAUUUACCAGGUCAAAAUGUUAAUGCCUGGGGCCGUCCUGAUUCCCAGUCACGUGAGUUCGACCGGGACCGUGAACGGGACCGUGACUAUAUGCGCUCACCUCCAGGCCAGUAUCGUCGCCGUUCCCGGUCCCCAGGCUGGGAUAGACGUCGUGAUGUGUCCCCUCCUCGUCGCCGUGAUAGUCCCGUUUACGGUGAGUACCAUGGUGACUCGCCCGGUCGCAGGGGUGGCGAUCCCCGCGGUCGGCGUGGGAAUGAUUAUCGUCAGCGCAGCCCUCCUGGGCGUAGACGUCGUACUCCGUCUCCUCCUCGUAAGGACCCUACUCUACCGCCUCCCGGCCCCAAAUUUAUCGAGUGGGACUACUCCAUUGGGCAAGGCAAUAUCAAAGUUUUGAGUCGAACCCUUUUCGUCGGUGGUGUCACGUCAUCCGAGGCGCACCUGCGCUCUCUAUUCGGCAAGUUUGGCAUUGUCCAGACCUGCAUUGUCAACAUAGAUAAACGGCAUGCAUUCAUCAAGAUGAUCAGCCGCCAGGAUGCUGUGCUUGCUCGUGAAGGUAUGGAAUCUUAUAAGUCUGGGGACAUGCAACUUAGGACUCGCUGGGGUGUAGGAUUCGGACCGCGUGACUGUAGCGACUAUCAGACAGGAAUUAGUAUAAUUCCGGUCGAACGACUCACGGAGGCAGAUCGAAAAUGGAUGCUCACUGCUGAAUAUGGCGGGACUGGUGGCAGACCCAUCGAGAGCGGCAUGGUUGUCGAAGAGCCAGAUAUCGAGAUCGGUGCUGGGGUUUCAUCUAAAGCUAUCAGCAGACGGAUUGCAACUGACACCGGGGGCAAACGGGGUCCUAUCUCAUCCCGCACUCAGCAGGACCGUUUCCCCCGGCCAGACCGGGACGGACCUUCAGCUAGAAUGGGCCCAGGGGGCCAUGGUGGCCAACCCGAUCGAGAUAUUUCCAAUGCAAACAAUGUCGGCGUUCCUCCUGCUGUGCCCGGUUUUGGCUUUUCCUUCCCCGGUAUGCCCAUGUUCCCUCCAGGGUUCAUGAUGGGAGGAGCACAAGCUGGAACAUCUAGCGGGUCAGCACAGCCCCCACCCCCCGGUCAAGGAGGCAAUUAGGUUCUUGAUCAAAUUCGAAUUGAUAAGGCAAAUAUUGCUACUGUGGAGACACAGUCUUCACUUCUUUCAUUCCGCCUUUGUUUUGAUACGAGCUUUAUUUCUUAUAUUUCAUUGUAAAUCAUAUACGGAACAUGGCGUUGGAACUCUCUUCCUCGAACCCUUCAGAAAGGCAUAUUUACAUCAGUGCAAGUGAUCUUCAGCCAUUUGAGUGGGCAAUCGGAUAUUGUGGACACUGUCUUGUCUUCUUGCGUGUGUUGAUACUUCUCAGCUGAUGCCAUUGGCUUGAACCCAAAUGUUUCCUUGAGAAAAUGGUGAUGCGUCGCUUUCUUUCUUGCUUUUCUUUUUCUCUUUUUUUCUUUUUUCUUCCCUUGAACUUGGGCGGCUUUGUGUGAUUUUGUUUCUCGCGUAUUCGAAAAUCAGCAAUGCAGUUGCAUAUCUGCUCGGUGCACUUCUUUUUCCCUUUCCAAUAAUGUGGUGUCUGGCGAUAUGUUGGGGCAUUCAAUUCCCGUUAUAAUAUAACCAAAUAAAUUUAUUGAAAUUAUUUCUCAAGA
Messenger RNA from Aspergillus caelatus, 3284 nucleotides. RefSeq names its product Nrd1 complex RNA-binding subunit. Gene Ontology annotation, molecular function: RNA binding. The record is from RefSeq and is a predicted model, not a curated record. Gene Ontology annotation, cellular component: nucleus. The transcript has 8 exons. NCBI's taxonomy places the organism in Eukaryota, Fungi, Ascomycota, Eurotiomycetes, Eurotiales, Aspergillaceae. Bases 496 to 2733 code for a protein of 745 amino acids.